AUGCCAGCAAGAUCCACUACCCAGCUGGUGUGGCUCUGUAUUAUCACAGUGUCUGCGGCAAUCUCUCCAGCAGCACUGCUACAGAAGCCACCUAAAAGGAGAACAGUCAAUGGGAAUGCCCAGUCCAAGAUGACAGGCUGCUGCGAUGAGAUUAAAGAGCUCAGGCUGCAGGUAGCCAACCUGAGCAGAAUGCUGCAGGAGCUGAGCAAGAAGCAGGAGGGCGACUGGGUGAACGUGGUCAUGCAGGUGAUGGAGCUGGAAGGAAACACCAAGCAGAUGGAGUCCCGCCUCAUCGAUGCCGAGAGCAAAUACUCCGAAAUGAACAACCAGAUAGACAUCAUGCAACUCCAAGCAGCUCAGACGGUCACACAAACUUCAGCUGUAGAUGCUGUCUAUGACUGCUCAUCACUUUAUCAGAGGAACUACCGAAUCUCUGGUGUUUACAAGCUACCCCCUGAUGAAUUUCUGGGGAGUCCAGACCUGGAGGUGUUCUGUGACAUGGAGACAGACGGAGGUGGCUGGACUAUCAUCCAAAGACGCAAAGUUGGCUUGACAUCUUUCAAUAGGGACUGGAAGCAAUAUARGGAUGGAUUUGGCAAUAUUCGGGGAGAUUUUUGGCUGGGAAAUGAAAAUAUCUACCGGCUUUCAAGACGUCCCACUGUUCUGCGAGUGGAGUUGGAGGACUGGGAAGGCAACAUACGCUACGCACAGUACAAACAAUUCACCCUGAGCAACGAAUUAAACAGCUACCGUCUUUUUGUGGGGAACUACACGGGCAACACGGGGCGUGACUCCCUGCGGUACCACAACAACACCGCCUUCAGCACGAAGGACAAGGACAACGACAAGUGCGUGGACGACUGCGCCCAGUUCCGCAAAGGUGGAUAUUGGUACAACUGCUGCACAGAUUCCAAUCUGAAUGGGGUUUACUACCGCAAAGGUGAACACACUAAAAACAUGGAUGGCAUCACCUGGUAUGGCUGGCACGGAUCAACCUACUCCCUGAAAAGAGUGGAGAUGAAGAUACGGCCAGAGGAUUUCAAACCUUAG
Nothoprocta perdicaria is the source of this 1050-nucleotide messenger RNA. RefSeq names its product angiopoietin like 7 (gene ANGPTL7). The coding region runs from base 1 to 1050 and encodes 349 amino acids. NCBI's taxonomy places the organism in Eukaryota, Metazoa, Chordata, Aves, Tinamiformes, Tinamidae. The transcript is spliced from 5 exons. The record is from RefSeq and is a predicted model, not a curated record.